GGGCUAAGAGAUAAGUGUUCUAUGUCUGGGCUGGCUAAAUAAAGCUUGAAACCUGUCGAGAGCGUACAUACUUCUUACCAUAUUCAUACACACAUAUAUUUGAUAGCGGAGUGUAUAAAUUGGCGUGUCGGGUAAUUGUGAAAAUCAGUUUGCAGCGUACUGAACAGGUGGUGAAACGUAUCUAGCCCAGAAAUGGCACUCAUCGAAGUUUGUCUGGCCCUUGUGGUCAUCGUUUAUCUCGUCUACAAAUGGAGCACGGCCACCUUCAAAACCUUUGAGGAAAGGAAGCUCUACUUCGAAAAGCCAUACCCCUUUGUGGGUAAUAUGGCAUCAUCGGCCUUGCAGACGGCCUCCUUCCAGAAACAAAUCACCGAGUUCUACGAACGCACUCGUCAACACAAACUGGUGGGCUUCUUCAAUAUGCGCAUUCCUAUGAUCCAGAUAAACGACCCGGAGCUGAUCAAAAAGAUCUGCGUAAAGGACUUUGACCACUUCCCCAACCACCAGCUCUUCAUCAGCUCCAAUGAGCGCCUGUUCAACGACAUGAUCACUGUGAUGAGGGACCAGCGGUGGAAGCACAUGAGAAACACCCUCACUCCGGUCUUCACGGCGGCCAAGAUGCGCAACAUGUUCACCCUGAUGAACGAGAGCUUCGCGGAGUGCAUGCAGCACCUGGACGGCUCAUCGAAAACCCUGCCGGGCAGGAAGGGCUUUGAGGUGGACAUGAAGGUGCUGUGCAACAAGCUCUCCAACGACAUCAUCGCCACUACCGCUUUCGGGCUGAAGGUGAACUCGUACGACAACCCGAAAAAUGAGUUCUACGAGAUCGGACAGUCGCUGGUUUUCUCCCGAGGACUUCAGUUCUUUAAGUUCAUGCUGUCCACCUUGGUGCCAAAGAUUUUCAGUCUUCUGAAGCUUUCUAUUUUCGACUCCGCCAAGGUUGAUUACUUUGCUCGCUUGGUGGUGGAAGCCAUGCAGUACCGCGAGAAGCACAAUAUCACCAGGCCCGACAUGAUCCAGCUUCUGAUGGAGGCCAAGAAUGAGUCGGAGGAUAACUGGACGGACGAUGAGAUCGUGGCCCAGUGCUUCAUUUUCUUCUUCGCCGCCUUCGAAAACAACUCCAAUCUGAUCUGCACCACCACCUUCGAACUGCUUCACAGUCCCGACGUCCAGGAGCGUUUGUACGAGGAGAUAAUCGAGACCAAGAAUGCUCUGAACGGUGCAUCCCUCACUUACGACGCCGUGCAGAAGAUGACCUACAUGGACAUGGUCAUCUCCGAGUCCCUUCGAAAGUGGACUCUGGCCGCCGCCACUGAUCGCUUCUGCUCCAAGGACUACACGCUCACCGAUGAUGAUGGCACCAAGCUGUUCGACUUCAAAGUAGGCGACCGGAUCAACAUUCCCAUUUGCGGGUUGCACUGUGAUGACCGCUACUUCCCGGAACCCAGGAAGUUUGACCCGGACCGUUUCAGCGAAGAGCGAAAGGGUGACAUGGUGCCCUACACCUACUUGCCCUUCGGCGUGGGUCCUCGGAGCUGCAUAGGAAACCGAUAUGCCUUGAUGCAGGUCAAGGGUAUGCUCUUUAACCUACUUCUGCAUUACAAGAUCGAGGCUUCCCCAAGGACCAUCAAGGAUCUGUGGGGAUCGGCGCGUGGAUUCAAUUUUACUCCUAGGUCCGGAUUCUGGAUGCACUUGGUGCCGCGAAAAUAAGCUGACUGAUCGGUUAUCUGCUCAGAAAAAUAUACAUGAUUUACUUAUUGUUAUGAUUUAUACACAUUGAUUGAUAUUAUAAAAUAAAAAAAAGAA
Messenger RNA from Drosophila mauritiana, 1806 nucleotides. It is a transcript of the gene Cyp9b2, whose product is annotated as cytochrome P450 9b2. NCBI's taxonomy places the organism in Eukaryota, Metazoa, Arthropoda, Insecta, Diptera, Drosophilidae. Gene Ontology annotation, molecular function: iron ion binding; heme binding; oxidoreductase activity, acting on paired donors, with incorporation or reduction of molecular oxygen. The coding region runs from base 193 to 1710 and encodes 505 amino acids. The transcript is spliced from 4 exons. The record is from RefSeq and is a predicted model, not a curated record.